Molecule: messenger RNA, 2312 nt
Organism: Lingula anatina
Lineage: Eukaryota; Metazoa; Brachiopoda; Lingulata; Lingulida; Lingulidae
Source: RefSeq, a predicted model, not a curated record
ACAUGAUAUUGGAGAUGGGACAACCUUUUUGACCAAUGUUGUAUGCCUAUUCAUAUUUCCCUCCGUGGCAUACAUUCAAGAAUUUAUGCUUUGAAAAAAGUGUACAUCCAUGUGAUGUAAAAUUAUGCAUGGACUUUUGUGUCUGGCCCAUUGUAUGUCUCCAUAUCUAACAGCACUUGACUCGCAGAUGAUACGGUAGGAACAAAAAUAAGGGGUGGAUGCUGAUAAAAUUGAUGAUAUCGAUCAUAGAGCAAGGUCUAAUUGAUUACGCAGAAAGAGAACAGUCAAUAGUUGUUUAAUGGGUGCAUUUGCAGGACUAUACAAAGGGCGUAUUUAUCAUUCUGUGAAGAUAUGUAUUUAAAACAAAACAGACAUAUAUAGAAUUCAUGAGACAGAUAUAUAUAAUUUAGAGACAGCAGAAACCAUCUGUUAGAUGAUAUUAAAAAUGCAUAGGCACUUCUUGAAUGUAUACCACGAAGGGAAAUAUGAAUAGGCAUUUAGCCUUUUCCACUGCAAUGAAUGGAGACGGCUUUGGCCGUCCUGCUUCUCCUAAGAAAGAACUUUGAAAAACUAAUAUAAACAAAUCAUUUUGCCACUCUCUCGCGACAUAUAACUUAAUUGAAAUUUCUCCUUAUAUUGUAACUGGCUUCAUUAUGAUUACUCCAAACGUAAUAAUCAAAGAUAAAACAGAUCCGCCUCAUUUAUACAUAAACAGAUAUGGAGGCGAUCGUGAUCCUUAGCAUGUGCCCUAAUCAUAUCUUCACGUCAGAUAAAUUUAUCACACCAGUGCCUGUAUGUACAACAGUGUUAAGAGAAAAACGUAUACAUACGUACAAAAAAAAAAUGGAUUUAAAGUUCACGGCGUUCAAUGAUCGUGUCACAUGCUGCAAGUGCAGUAAAUACUUCAAAUGCCCACGUCGCCUGACCUGCAGCUGUGCACUCUGCAACAACUGCGUUCCUCGGGAUCCUGCGAAUAACCGCUUUUCGUGUCCUUCGUGUUUAUCUGAGAGUAGAAAGCUGCAAUUUGGAAACUUUUUCCUAGCUCGUCCGGAGCAUGCAUUAGCCACCAUUCAGCAAUAUAUUUGUCAUUCAGAAGUUUUGAAUUGUGAAUGUUGCAUAAGCCAAACUUUGUGCAAAGUGAGCGUGGUUGCAUGGUGCAGCUCUCCAGAAUGCGGGUUCAUGUGUGACCACGGGCUGCAUGCACACAUGAAUAUGAAACCAUUACGGCGCCAUACUUUUUACAGUGAGUUGCAACUGCGCUUUUUGUUUCACAAUCUUAACCGGUCGCAGGUUACCUUGAGUACCCCACCGAUCCAAGUUUCGCGCGAAACUCAUUGUUGUUCGCACAGCAAAGAGGUGUUGAACUUUUACUGCAUGAGCUGCUCCGAGAUAUUAUGUGCCGAGGGGGCAGAAAAUCAUCCAGAUGGGCACGACAUAAAUGAACAUUUAAAUGUUGUUUUUUCUCGUUUAAAAUGUGACGAAAACAUUGGAAGACUAGUAGAUCGGGCAAUGGGAAAAGUUCGCGAAUCACGGGAACGCCAACAAAUUCUCAUGUCACAAGGAUCUCAGUGCAACGACAACCUAGGUCUCAAAACUAAACUUCAGUCGUGGACUGUGGAACUGGACAAAUCAUGCCAUAAAUUAGAGGCUGUGAUCAAAUCAGCUCUAAAUAUUUUGGACUGGAUCAAGGUGGAAAGUCCUUAUUUAGUUCUAAUAGAAUAUAAGCGAAUCAAUGCCAAUUUAGAGGAAUGUAUUCAGGAUGCAGAUGAAGUUCUCAAUAAUUCAGUUGUAAAGUAAACUCAUCGACUAAACAAUAUGUGACCUCUUGAAAAAAGCUAACAUUACAAAAAGAUAUUUCGAUUAUAUAUGAAUUAUUUCAUACAAGUCGGCAACUAUUGAAGUAUAUCUCUACAAAAACUAUUUUCGUCAAUGAAACUGAUGCUAGCAGUUAUACAUAUUAUAUUAAUUAUUAUAUUAUAAACCUAAAUAACGUUACAAUGAUUCAUUAAUUUGGUUAAUUACGAUUUUUAAAAUAUAAGUGCAAGUAUAAUUGAUUCGUGUCAUGCAAUAUAUACCGUUUAUUGUUUUUAAUGUUGAGAAAAAAGUGUAUGCUAUUUUAAAUAUUAUCAUUUCGCAUAUUAAUUGUUUGGAGCAUUUUUCCAAACCAGACCAUUUCAUAGUAGGGCAUUUUUACUGUUUUUUUUUUUAAUUUUGCAUGCACAGUGAAUUAAUCAUCAUUUGCUUAAGAUAUACGUAUUUCCUUAUAAUUUUCUCACUAAAAAUUAUGGUAUCAAUAAACUGACAGAAUACUA